CUUCUCAUUGCCAAACCAACCCAAGAACGCUCGCUCGAGCAUCCCACCGCGCAGACCGAACGCGCCAAGGAAGCAAACUCUGGUUCCCUUCUCCGGGCUGUCUCCUCUGUUUCAAGAAGCAGGGGAUUGGAUCCAUGGGCUUGGAGGAGGCAGGGAUGUUGGCGCCGGGGUGGUGGUCUACGUGGGGCUCGCUGGCCGUCGUCGUGACGGCGGCGUGCCUGCUCCUGCACGUGGCGGCGCGGGUGGCGGACGCGCUGUGGUGGCGGCCGCGGCGUCUGGAGGCGCACUUCGCGGCGCAGGGCGUGCGCGGCCCGCCGUACCGGUUCCUCUUCGGCUCCGUCCGCGAGAUGGUCGCGCUCAUGGUGGACGCCACCGCCAAGCCCAUGUCGCCGGCCACCUCCCACAACGCGCUCCCCCGGGUGCUCGCCUUCUACCACUACUGGAGAAAGAUCUACGGUCCCACGUUCCUGAUAUGGUUCGGGCCGACGCCGCGGCUGACGGUGGCGGAGCCGGAGCUGGUCCGCGAGAUCUUCCUGACGCGCGCGGAGGCGUUCGACCGGUACGAGGCGCACCCCAUCGUCCGGCAGCUGGAGGGCGACGGCCUCGUCAGCCUCCACGGCGACAAGUGGGCGCUCCACCGCCGCGUCCUCACCCCCGCUUUCUACCCCGACAACCUCAACCGGCUGGUCCCGCACGUCGGCAGGUCGGUGGCGGCUCUGGCGGAGAGGUGGCGCGCGAUGGCGUGCGCGAGCGGCGCCGGCGAGGUGGAGGUGGACGUGGCGGAGUGGUUCCAGGCGGUGACCGAGGAGGCCAUCACGCGCGCCACGUUCGGGCGCAGCUACGACUCCGGCCGCGUGGUGUUCCGCAUGCAGGGCCGCCUCAUGGCCUUCGCCUCCGAGGCCUUCCGCAAGGUGCUCGUCCCAGGAUACCGGUUCUUGCCGACGAAGAAGAACCGGAUGUCGUGGGGGCUGGACAGGGACAUCAGGCGCGGCCUGGUCCGGCUCAUCGGCCGGCGCAGCGACGCCGCCAACGAACACGAAACGAAGACGACGAGCAAGGGCCGCGACGGCGGCUUCAAGGACCUGCUGGGGCUGAUGAUCAAUGCCCGGGACAAGAAGUCGCAGCCGAUGCCGGUGCAGGACAUGGUGGAGGAGUGCAAGACCUUCUUCUUCGCCGGCAAGCAGACGACCACCAACCUUCUGACCUGGACCACCGUGCUCCUGGCCAUGCACCCCGAGUGGCAGGACCGCGCCCGGGAGGAGGUCGUCGCCGUCUGCGGCCCCGGCGAGCUCCCCACCAAGGAGCACCUCCACAGGCUGAAAACGCUGGGGAUGAUCCUGAACGAGACGCUGAGGCUGUACCCACCGGCGGUGGCCACCAUCCGCAGGGCCAAGGUGGACGUCACCCUGGGCGGCGGCGAGCUGGCGGUCCCGCGCGACACGGAGCUGCUGAUCCCGAUCAUGGCGAUGCACCACGACGCGAGGUUCUGGGGCGCCGACGCCGCGCAGUUCAACCCGGCCCGGUUCGCCGGCGGCGCCGCGCGGGCGGCGACGCACCCGCUGGCGUUCAUCCCGUUCGGGCUCGGGUCCCGGAUGUGCGUCGGCCAGAACCUCGCCAUCCUCGAGGCCAAGCUCACGCUCGCCGUCCUGCUCCAGCGGUUCCAGUUCAGGCCGUCGCCCAAGUACGUGCACGCGCCGACGGUGCUCAUGCUGCUCUACCCGCAGUACGGCGCGCCCGUGAUCUUCCGCCCCAUCGUUCCAUCGCCGCCGUCGGAUCCGACGACGACUCCGGCUAGCUAGCUAGUAGCUCGCCAACAACGAACUGUAGGGAGUAGGAAUUGACAGAAAUGACCCCCUGCCGUGCUGUGUGUACAUAUGGCUAGUGACACGGACGGAGCCACCACUAACAAAAAGCUUGUGAUUUGCUGCCAUGGCCUCUGCUUUUGGGGGUGGCAUGUUGCCGGAAACGCCCUCGUUAACUGACUAGAUCACCGGAGAGCAGUGAGACUUUACGAUUUGAUGGCACGGGACAGGAAAACAGCGGGGCCCGCCUCCGUUGCCCGGUCGCUUCCAUUUGUUCUCUUCUCCUUCCAUGGAUUCUGGCGGUGUGCUUUAUUUAUUCCGGCUAUUCUUUAAAGGAAAAAGAAACUCAAAAUGCAAAAA
Molecule: messenger RNA, 2162 nt
Organism: Lolium perenne
Lineage: Eukaryota; Viridiplantae; Streptophyta; Magnoliopsida; Poales; Poaceae
Product: cytochrome P450 734A4
Biological process (GO): brassinosteroid homeostasis; brassinosteroid metabolic process
Molecular function (GO): oxidoreductase activity, acting on paired donors, with incorporation or reduction of molecular oxygen; iron ion binding; heme binding
Source: RefSeq, a predicted model, not a curated record